UAUGAAAUCGCAUCCCAUUCUCCCCAGUCCGAGUUGUCCAGGUUUGUUAAGUGUGUUAGCUUCUUCACACUUUUAUGCUCUAGGUAACGUCGCUUUCUUACGAUAUCACCAUGUCGGUGGCGUUCGCACCUCACAGGCAGCGCGGAAAGGGCGACAUUACACCCGCGGGAAUUCAAAAGCUACUCGACGAAAACAACCAUCUGAUCCAGUGUAUAAUGGACUUCCAGAGUAAAGGCAAAACAGCAGAGUGUUCACAGUAUCAACAGAUGCUGCACAGAAAUCUAGUGUACCUCGCCACGAUAGCAGACUCCAAUCAAAACAUGCAGUCUCUCCUCCCUGCUCCACCCACUCAAAACAUGCCCAUGGGCCCUGGUGGGAUGAACCAAAGUGGACCUCCCUCUCAGCCUCCUCACGGUCACACAAUGCCCUCUGAGGGUAUGGUCAGCGGUGGCCCUCCAGCCCCACACAUGCAGGGCCAGAUGAAUGGACAGAUGCCUGGGCCUAAUCACAUGCCCAUGCAAGGUCCAGGUCCUAACCAGCCCCCAAACAUGCCCAGUGGCUCUAUGAAUAUGCCCCCCAGCGGUCAUGGCUCGAUGGGUGGUUACAAUCACGCCGUCCCCUCUUCUCAGGGCAUACCAGCUCAGAGCCAAAUGAACAUGACCCAGGGCCAACCCAUGGCAAACUAUGGUCCACGGCCAAACAUGAACAUGCAGCCCAAUCAAGGCCCCAUGAUGCACCAGCAGCCCCCAUCCCAGCAGUAUAACAUGCCUCCUGGUGGUGGCGGACAGCACUACCAAGGACAACAGAACCCUAUGGGCAUGAUGGGUCAAGUCAACCAGGGAAACCAUGUCAUGGGGCAGAGGCCAAUGCCACCCUACAGACCUCCUCAGCAAGGACCCCCUCAGCAGUACCCAGGGCAGGAAGACUACUAUGGGGACCAGUACAGUCACGCAGGACAGGGAGCCUCAGAAGGUAAUGCCCAGUAUGGCCAACAACAGGAAGCAUAUCAGCAAGGCCCUCCUCAGCAGCAGGGCUACCCUCCUCAGCAGCAGUACCCAGGUCAGCAGGGCUACCCACCACAGCAGCAGGCUUACGGUCCCUCCCAAAGUGCCCCCGGGCAGUAUCCCAACUAUCCUCAGGGGCAGGGGCAGCAGUAUGGGGCCUAUCGCCCUCCUCAACCUGGACCCCCCCAGGGCCAGCAGCAGCGCCCUUACGGUUAUGACCAAGGCCAGUACGGAAAUUACCAGCAUUGAGAGAAGGUCACAGCAACCCCCACAGCUCUGCUCUAAUCUCUGUCUGAGCUUUGACCUCCGGUCGAUCGCUCAGCAGACUUUAAAGAUGGUUGCAGCUCCCUGAGAUUCUCUCAGACACGAACACGCAACACUCGAAAACACAAGAUACGUUUGCCCCCCCUCUUUUUAGGCUGUCAUCCUUGCCUGUAAAAUGUAUUAUGUUGGUCACGUACAUGGACUUGAUCAGUGUCAAAGUCUGUGACUCUCCCUCUGUUCCAGUAUGUCACAAAGCAGCAAUGCCUUAAAAAAAAAUGGAACUGCCUUAUCCUUCAGCAUUGCAGAUUGUGAAACGAGCUAACAAAAUUCAUUUUCUUGGGAUAACAGAGAUUUAAAUGUACAGUUUCAAUCUACUGUGGUGCAUUGUUUCUCUACGGUUCAGCUCCGCGUUCAUAAGAAGCAAUAAUGCCAGCAGUAGAGAAACGUGUGGUUGCUUAACAUACAAAAUAAUGCACCAGACAAACUUCCCGCUAGGCCAUGGUACAUGUCUUGAUGUAUGUGAUGAUGUAAAAAAUAUAUUUUAUGCUUUUUAGACCAAGCUAACUUUGUAUAAGACAUCAGAAACUAGUACUAAAGCUGUGUUGUUUAUUUCAUCAAAUGUAUGUGUCAGUGUUUUUUAUGAUCUUUAAAAUGUUGAUCCCAUCCAGCACAUUGUUUGUUUGUCUUUUAUUUCUUUUUUAUGUUGAAUUUGAUCUGCUAAAUAAAUGACAUGGUCACUGUAAAAGAGAAUCUGUAAAAAAAAAAAGAGGCCAAACUCCAACAGUGUACCUGGUAUAAAGAAAUGUUGAAAACAUGACAGUUGCUCUAUUGUUUGUUUUUCUUGUUUGUCUUUUGAUAUAAAUGAAAUUUGGAUCAUUAAUACAUUUUCCAAACAAAUCUCCAAAAGACGCAAUAUUGUCCAAUGCUCCUCAUAUAUGUGCUCAAACAGGUGAUAUGUAGCAGAUGUCAAUGUAAAAUAAUUCUCUGGAGCCCUUAUACAAGCACCUCAGUCUUCACCAUUGACUGCAAAUCGGUUUAAUAAAUAUUUCCGACAAGUAGAUAAUUGUUAGUUUUAACGAUGCUGGACCCCCCCCCCCCCCCCCCCUUUUUUAAAAUAAAUGUCUAAGUUGAUGUCAUUCGAAUAGUGUUGUCUGUGUGUGAAUAAUAAAGUUUGUUACUGUCAAAUAUGUAACAUAAGAUGUGAAAAUGUUCUGAAAUGGAUUCCCUAAUUUCACAGUACAGACUGGUGCAGUUUUAUAUCACUGGCUUGAUAUCUUGUUUUACGGUGCAUACUUUAUCGAGCCCAAUAUGUACAUCGGCAGAAAGAAGAGGAACCCCACCUCCUCUGCGUAUUGUUUAUAUAUGGCUGUUUUAAUAUUUUCCGAUCUCCGUCAUUCAUCCAAGUGGUGGUCACGUGUGUGUCAUGGCAAUGUAUAACUGUACAUUCAAAUAAAUUGGAAGAAUCUUUAA
This is a messenger RNA of Pleuronectes platessa (European plaice), 2738 nucleotides long. RefSeq names its product SS18 subunit of BAF chromatin remodeling complex (gene ss18). Gene Ontology annotation, molecular function: transcription coactivator activity. Gene Ontology annotation, cellular component: nucleus. The transcript is spliced from 10 exons. The record is from RefSeq and is a predicted model, not a curated record. Gene Ontology annotation, biological process: positive regulation of transcription by RNA polymerase II. The coding region runs from base 111 to 1253 and encodes 380 amino acids. Lineage: Eukaryota; Metazoa; Chordata; Actinopteri; Pleuronectiformes; Pleuronectidae.